This is a messenger RNA of Psammomys obesus (fat sand rat), 2706 nucleotides long. RefSeq names its product ankyrin repeat domain 34C (gene Ankrd34c). Gene Ontology annotation, molecular function: protein binding. Bases 356 to 1960 code for a protein of 534 amino acids. The record is from RefSeq and is a predicted model, not a curated record. NCBI's taxonomy places the organism in Eukaryota, Metazoa, Chordata, Mammalia, Rodentia, Muridae. The transcript has 2 exons.
CUGGGUAGCGUUCUCACGUUUCUUUAAUACUUCUUUCUCUGAUUAAACACCUCUCUCCCCUUAGCCGACACAAGUUGGAAGAGCAGAGAGUGAUUCGAAUAAUUGGCACAGAGGUUUCAUUGAUGGCCCUUGAAGAAGUUCCGAGCAAGGCAUUCACCGGCAUCCACGAGGAUAGCUAGGGCUAGCCCAGCUUCUGGCCCUGCUUCAGAUGGCCAGAGCCCUUUGCUCUCCGACCUGAAGCCGCAGGAGGUGUUGUGGAAGAGAUGGCACUGUCCAAGUCCUGGACCAACAUAGCGUCGCUGGGCACGCAGGUCUGAUACCCCCUGUGGCUCAGAGGUCUUAAGUUACAGCCACCAUGAUGGAUGAUGACACUGAGUUGAGGACUGAUGGAAACUCUCUCUUAAAAGCCGUGUGGCUUGGGAGGCUUCGGCUGACCAGACUCCUUUUGGAAGGGGGAGCUUACAUCAAUGAAAGCAAUGACAAAGGUGAAACGGCUCUCAUGGUGGCCUGUAUUACCAAACAUGUGGACCAGCAAAGCAUUAGCAAGUCUAAGAUGGUGAAGUAUCUGUUGGACAAUAGGGCAGACCCCAAUAUUCAAGAUAAGUCUGGCAAGACUGCACUCAUCCAUGCUUGCAUCAGACGGGCCGGGGGAGAAGUGGUGUCCUUACUGCUAGAGAAUGGAGCAGAUCCCAGCCUUGAGGAUCGAACUGGGGCUUCGGCUCUGGUUUAUGCAAUAAAUGCAGAUGACAAGGACGCACUGAAGCAUCUCCUUGAUGCCUGCAAAGCCAAAGGUAAGGAAGUGAUUAUUAUAACAACAGACAAAUCAUCUUCCGGCACCAAAACCACCAAGCAGUAUCUGAAUGUCCCUCCUUCACCCAAAGUGGAAGAUAGACAGUCGCCACCACUGUGUGCGUCUCCUUCUGACAUUGAACUGAAGGCUCCUGGCCUGGGCUCUCCACCCACUGAGAAGGAUGAUGACUUCUUCACCCUCCAUACAGGACACCAAAGUGGCUGUAGUACUUCUAAGGUCCUUAAUGAGCCUGGAUCACCCACAAGGAAAGUGUCUAGUCUCAAAAGGGCCCGUUUGCCCCAACUGAAGAGGCUCCAGUCUGAACCCUGGGGCUUGAUAGCUCCCUCUGUGCUGGCAGCCUCCACACGCCAGGAUGAAACCCACGGUACAAGCACAGACAAUGAGGUUAUCCGGAACAUCAAUGACAUGUCCUUCCCUAAAAGAGGGCCCCUCUCCAGAGCCAACAGCAUUGACAGUAAAGACCCUACUCUCUUCCCCACAGUCCAGGAACAAGUUUUGAAGGUUCCAGCUUCAGCACCAGCUUCCUGGAAAGCAGCUUACGAGAAAGGCCAGGCUUCCCACCCACGUAUGGCCAGGAGAGGAACGCUUCCUGUUGACCAAGAGAAGGGUGGGAUGUGUCCACCAGGAUCCUCAGCUCUGAAAGAUCCAGCAUCUCUCAAGCUGUUGGAAAAUGACCUCUAUGACUUAGAUGUACAGUCAGGGGCUGACCCACCCAACUCCAUGUCCCUUGAGUCAGGCAAAGGACCUUUAGAUAGAAAGAAGCUCAACAGUUCUCACUUGUCCCUUUUCCAUGGCUCUCGGGAGUCCCUGGAUGCUGUACCCAGCACAUCUCCCAGCUCAGUGCGCCGCAGGCCACCUCAUCUUCUAGAAAGAAGAGGUUCUGGAACUCUCUUGCUAGACCGCAUUGCUCACACGAGGCCUGGCUUUCUGCCCCCUUUAAAUGUGAAUUUAAACCCACCUAUCCCGGAUAUUAGAGCCAACAGCAAGCCAGCUUCCCCACUUGCUAGUGGCUUAAAAUCUAUGGUUCCCGUUGCUCCAAAUUCACCAAAGAGAGUUGACUUGAGAAGUAAAAAGAAACUCCUUCGAAGGCAUUCUAUGCAGAUCGAACAGAUGAAGCAGCUGUCUGACUUUGAAGAGAUCAUGACCUAGGCCCCAUUUAAAACAGUUCCUGCCUCCAUCUCUAAUCUGUAGAACAAGAAAGGAAUCAAGUCUAAGCAAUGAAGUUCCACAGCCCCUUUUCACCCUGGUCAUGGCAUGUGGCAACAUCAGAAAACAUGGUGACAGAGUGUAGCUUCACUUUUCAGACAAACCCAAGGGUUAUUUCAGAGCGCCACUUCUGAGAUAACACCUGGGUGGUGUUGCUGCUGCUGCUGUUGUUUUGCAUUCUCAAAAGAGCUCAGGUUAAUUGGAUUUUGGAGAAGUAACAGGAAUAAAAAAUAUUCUCCUAAGGAAAUACACCAUUGUAGUUGGAAAGGAACCAUGCAAGGGUAAGGGUUGGUAUUUUUCUGCCAGAAAAGCAGAGAACAUAAUUUUAAAAUGUGAGAUUGUAUCUGGACUAUGUCAUUUGUAAUCUGUAAAGUGCCUAAAAAGAAAAGGAAGCUUUCAAAAUUUUCCUGGAAUGUGGAAAAACUAAAAAACACCUCCAAACUGCUAUAUCUGAACACCUUCUCUAGAGUGAAGGAGAAGCAAAGUGUUCCUGCAUAGAGGAGGUUUUGGCAUGUGGGUCUCUCCUCUUGCUGUGGUGUGAGCAUUGUCAAGAAGAGUAGGGACCAUUCAGAUUCCCUACUAAUAUAUUUUGUUGGAAUACUAAAUCCCUAAAUAUCACAUCUCUGUGGGUCUGCUCUGGUGUGCCACAGUAGCAGGUGACUCAGUGAUGAGCCUACUUCUAGAAAAGA